GGGUGGCGCCGCCUCGCGGAUGCUUUCUGUAACCUAGUCAGUAGGACGCUAGCAGACGACGCUAUAUGUAAUCGUAUGAGACAUUUCUGUUAGUUUACAGCAGGGACGAUUGAUAAUUAUUUUUAAAAUUUUAUGACGUGUCAUGAGCUUUUGUGGGACUGAACGGCAGCCCCUCCCAAGCUCUCUUGAUAGAUACCAGCUUUAAGAUGUUCGAGAGCAAGCCUAGAACUUGGUAACGCGCGCGCAGUCCAACGCGGAUGCGCGGUUCCGCUGCUAGUGCCUGCUGACUUUCUUUUGUUCUGGAUUUAGCGUGUGGCGAUUCUUUGUCUGUUGGUCCUGAUUAGUUUAAUCUAAUUUUAAUCUAGCAGCGUUAAGUUCGCAUUCAGCAGGGCGUGAGGGGACAACUGUGCACGCGCGCGUUGUCGUUGUGGUGGUAUGGAGCUCGCCGAUACCGACGCUUCCGUCCAAGUGACGCUUCCCCUCUCCAGUAUCAACGAGUACGUGGCACAGGAGUUUGCCACAUCACGACUUCUGCUCGAGGGAGAAGCCGUACUGGAAGCUGGGCACGUUGUGACGUGCAGUGUUAAAGAAAAAGUUCACAGUAACAGCACGUUUGUAGGUUUCGUGCUGCAAACAUCGGCUUUAAGCAGAGACCCGCACGAGCUCGAGAUCGUGGUGAAAGAGAAGACAGUGGCAGCUGCAUCAUGCUCGUGCAAAGCAGGGUACGCAUGUUGUGAACUCUUAAUUGAUCUUCCCUGCUUUCGGAAGUUCCCUUUUCUUCCCACAAUCAGUGAAAGCUUCGUGCCUCCAUCAUGGGAUUAGUGAUUACACCCGUUUUCUUCGAUUUGGAAUUCAGUAUCUAUGACUAGAGCCUUGGGCAUUAAACAUGCACAAAAAAAAAAGCUCGUAGAACUUGACGCCAAACUUUAUUGUUAUCACUGUAU
Messenger RNA from Ixodes scapularis (black-legged tick), 944 nucleotides. RefSeq lists its product as uncharacterized. The transcript has 2 exons. The record is from RefSeq and is a predicted model, not a curated record. NCBI's taxonomy places the organism in Eukaryota, Metazoa, Arthropoda, Arachnida, Ixodida, Ixodidae. Bases 436 to 822 code for a protein of 128 amino acids.